AUGGAUGCCAGCGCAGGCAAGGUCAAGCACAUUGACACCUGCUACCUAUGGGUACAAGAGAUAGUGGACCAAGGAAGGAUACGCCUGAAGAAUGUCAACACGCAAGACAUGCUAGCGGACCUCAUGACGAAGCCGCUGGACGGCCAAACUGCUACGAAGUUGCUGGGUCGAAUGGGCUACACCGUCAGGAACAUCUACUACGACAGCUUCACUGCCUCCACGGGAGAGAACGGUUACGAUGGGACCCUGGCCAUGUGCGAAAGCCGUUCUGCCUCGAACCCUCAAAGUCCCGGUUUUGCCUUCAGCGACACAAAUGACUGCACCAUCUACAUGAACAACGGGCAGGUACCGAUAGGCUUCGAGGUUCCCAGCUCUGGCACUGUCACUACGAACUAUGGCACUGGGCCCGUCAACAAAGCAUCCGGACAUUUUACCAGCUCCUGCUAUCGCAAACUGCCUACCACGACUACAACCACAAGCACAGAGAGCGUGGCAACAAGCUCCUCCAGCUCGGCCACCUCACCACCCUCGACCACCACGACGGCAGCCGCCCCUCAAGGUGUGAUUUCCAGCAGAUACACGGAAACCACGGACGCGUACUGCUCCAAUGCCAUGGAUGAUGAUGAUCCAUCCAUCUUGUCCCGCUACGAUUCGUUCGAAACCUGCUGGGAAUACUGCGCAUCGGAAUCCAGCUGUGCUGCAUGCUUCCAGCCUUGCUUAGACGGAACAGGAGGCGGCUGUAUUGGCGCCCAAGGCUGCCAAUUUCUGGCCGUAUCCCUGUGCUCUGCCAAGACUGCAGAUGGUUGUGGAGCCAGAAUUUGGAGACGGUAUGGAAGCUCUGGGGAUCCGAUGCUGGCCGUGCGCAUUGUGCUUAUUGUCGUGGGUGCGAUCGUCUUGCUAGGUCUUAUAGCAGCAUACUGCUACUGGAAGCGGCAGCGGGCCGCUAGGCAGCGGCCCCUCAUCCCGCCUAAGGCGGUAUCACCGGCCGCGAGCCCCCCAGCCGACACUGUCGGGGUGCCAGCCGCGACGACCAAGGCCUUGACGAGGGCCAAGAGCAUCACUCUCUCGAAUGAGGAGGGCCAGGCGAUAGACUCCACCACCAAGGAGUCCCUCCCUAGAUAUUGGGGCCACGCUUCCGAGAAUACGGACUUCAAUGCCAUGCUCUACAGCAACGAUGAUCAGGUGGAGCAUUUCACGGAGCUCUUGAAUUCCACCUACCGCGCACGGUGCACGCAAGACAGGCCUUGCCCGAAAGCAGCCUGUCCCAAGAUGCCGGGUGGCUGCCCUUGCGUCCAGCCUGACGGUGAUCCAGGCCUGCCGGCAAGUUACGUGGUGCGGCGCGUCAUCCGUGUGGAAGACUCAAGGAUGUGGAAGCGCUUCAUGAGGAAGCGGGACCAGAUUCGGCGGAACAGAUCCAGCUCCAUCGAGCAAGUAGAGCCAGCGGUGUGUACGUCAGGAUUGGUGAAGGAUCAACCGGGAACUUUCACUCCAUUGGACGAGGGCCUGAACGAAUUCUACUUGUGGCACGGCACUCACGUUCGGGCGGCCCUGUCCAUCGCGCACGAAGACUUCCGGAUCGAUAUGGCGGGCUCCAAUGCGGGUACCAUGUACGGAAGAGGCUGCUAUUUGGCGGAAAACUGCACGAAAGCCGAUGAGUAUGCAAGGGACGAGCCUCACGGUUACUACGAGGGCGUCUUUGCGCUUCUGCUCUGCCGAGUCUGCAUGGGCAAGUUCCUGUACACAACGGAUCGCUAUGAAGCUGCAGGCGACAAGGUGAAGUCGGGCGAGUUUGACAGCACCGUUGGUGACAGGACCAAGAAGGCCAACACUUUCCGUGAGUUUGUGGUCUACAACGCGGACCAGGUAUACCCUGAGUACGUUGUCCUCUACUCACGACGUCCGCGGGCCGUGGCCCUGGAGACCUUCAAGUUCGAGCUGGGUGGAGAACUGCAUGCCGAGCUUCCGGUGUACUGGCAGCAUUGUCACGUAAAUCCAGGCGUCAACGCCUUCGAGGCACAGUAUGCUGUCCGCGCGACCUCCCGCACCUUGCUGCAGCAGCUGGCGCAGGGCUGCAGCCCAGGUGGUGCAGGUGGCGACGCCUUCAUCAAGGUCAUCUCUGCUCGACGCAUCGAGAUGUCCAGCAUGUGGAACCGCUACGUGCAGUUCAAGCGCAGGCUUCGCCAGGAGCUGGAAGCGUCCGGGCUGGCUUCUUUCGCUUCUGCCGAGCUUCUGGAGGGCAAGGCCACGCGUGGGGAGAUACUGACUUACUCUUACCUGAAGAAAUUGACGGGUAAAGGAGUACAGGCUACCGGUACGAUCUCCAUCGAUACCUUGGACGACAGUAUCCAGGAGCACCUGCUUUGGCAUGGAACGUCCCGGGCAUCAGCGGAAGCAAUCGUCACUGCCGACUUUCGCAUUCCCAAGGACGCCAAACAUGGCUUUCGUUUCGGAAGUGGUUUGUACUUUGCAGAAGACAUCGGGAAAAGCCUGAGCUACGCUCCCUUGGAGAAGGGGUCAGACGGUGGAAGCAAGUCGCAGUUUGUGCUCCUGUGCCGUGUACUCUGCGGCCAGAUGCACUACACGGAGGGGCAGGUUGAUGGCAACGCGUCGGCGAACGCCAAGCAGGUGGGCAAACACGCGGUGCUGGCGAAUCCGCUAGCCGAGGGUCCCAGGGAGUUCAUCGUCCUGACGGAGAUGCAGGUCUACCCCGAGUACCUGGUGGAGGUGUCUGUCUCCAAGGCGGAGGGUCCUUGA
Molecule: messenger RNA, 2754 nt
Organism: Symbiodinium sp. CCMP2592
Lineage: Eukaryota; Dinophyceae; Suessiales; Symbiodiniaceae
Source: the annotation of a GenBank genome assembly